Messenger RNA from Neocloeon triangulifer, 1181 nucleotides. RefSeq names its product carbohydrate sulfotransferase 11-like. The record is from RefSeq and is a predicted model, not a curated record. Gene Ontology annotation, biological process: carbohydrate biosynthetic process. Gene Ontology annotation, molecular function: sulfotransferase activity. Bases 63 to 1064 code for a protein of 333 amino acids. NCBI's taxonomy places the organism in Eukaryota, Metazoa, Arthropoda, Insecta, Ephemeroptera, Baetidae. The transcript is spliced from 5 exons. Gene Ontology annotation, cellular component: membrane.
AGCAAAAGAAACAAAAGUUUUUACAUUAUUAUACUUGAAUUAUUCAAUUAAUUAAUCUGAAAAUGCGGAAGCUUCGCCACGUUCGUCAAUUUUGCUAUUUUCUUUUAACUGGAAUUAUAUUCCUUUCGCUGUUGCAAUCUUUAAACAAAAAAGGGGAAACUGACUAUUCGUCACUCACCGAUGAUCAGAUAAAUGAACUUGUGAAAGAAGCAGAUGCUGAUAUGGCUGAAAGAAGGGCACGCGUAAAAAUGGUUUGCUCUAAAUACAAUUUGGGUGACUACGAGAAAAAAGGCGAUAGUCGAGACGAGCAACUUUUUCAGCAUCCACCUAUUCCAAAAGACCGAGUUUUCUUUAUAGACGAUGUCCACAAAAUGACUUAUUGUCCCAUUUACAAAGCGGCUUCUACUACUUGGCUCCACCAAAUGAUGUUGUUAGCUGGAAUUUCUGAGCAAGCAAUACUCAAUGAAACCAAAGCAAGAAGCAUCUACCCAGAGCCACACUUGAACGACGUAGAAAAGGCUCUGCGUACCACCUUGAAAUUUAUAAUCGUUCGCCACCCAUUUGAACGUCUUGUCUCUGCAUUCAGGGAUAAACUUGAGAACAAAAGUGCUCGACAGAUGAACGGCAAUCAACAUUUUUACGCAAAACUUUUUGCUCCAAAAAUAAUUGCUAAAAGUAGAAACUCAACAAGCGGUAGUCCUGAGCCAACAUUUCAAGAAUUUGUAGCGUACUUGUUAAAAGAAAAAGCAGAAGAACUAGACGAUCACUGGAUACCAAAUUACCUUUUCUGCACACCAUGUAUUAUUGACUACGACAUAAUAGCUCACGUUGAGACUCUGUUUCGAGACCAAUUGUAUGUGAUCAAAAAAGUGAAAUUGGAAGGAAAAAUUUGGCCUAUAUGGAGACAUAUUACGAAGGGACAAAGUUCUGCCGGGGAGAUAGCAAAGAGUUAUUUCAGUCAACUCACGCAAAGUGACGUUCAGCAGCUAUACAAAAUGUACAGACUGGAUUUUGAGUUGUUUGGAUAUAAUCAUUCGGAGUAUCUAAAUUUUGCAAGAAAUUAAAAAAAAAAUGGUGAAUUUGAGAAAAGAGAGCUUUUUCAUUUAUAUUAUUUAUGUUUUAAUUUAAGAGUAUAUUUAAUUAUAAUAUAUAGAAUUUUUAACAAAUUUUGAAAGUAAAAC